UAUCGUAAAGUUAUUUAAAUAAAAGCAUAAAUACGACACAACUUGUAUCAGUCGCGAAAAUGAAGUUUGCAAUAGUUAUUAUCCUUACGAUUGUCGGGUUAUCGUCUGCCGCCAAUAUUUUAGGUUUUUUCACGAUACCUGCGAAAAGCCAUCACCGCACUCUCUACCCGAUAUUCGAGGCGCUAGCCGCCAAAGGGCACAACGUCACCGUAGUCACGGCCUACCCCAAAAACGAGAGGCUUGAAAAUUUUCGGGAAAUCGACGUAUCCUUCACAAUCGACAUUCAUUUCGACUUGGCGAAAAAGUACUUCACCAGGCUGCCAGCUGACACUUACUUCUUCGAGAUCAUCUACAAUUGGUUGACGAUUAUAUCCGAUACCCUGGAUAAAGUGAUCGAGCUGGAUGAAAUAAAAGAUCUUUUGAAAGGGCAUUUUGACGCUAUUAUAGUGGAAAAUGUCACGCCGCUCACGUAUUUUAUGGGAAUUGUUAAUAAAGCUCCAAUUAUCGGGAUGUCUUCGGUAAAAGGCUGGAUAAACGCACACGACGCGUUGGGGAAUCCCCUCCACCCGGUCCUAUCGCCGAAUUUUUUCCUGAAAUCAGGCGACAACCCCUCGUUCUUGGAAAGACUAACAAGCACGAUGUACUACGUGACCUACCGGUUGCUGUAUCGCUACUAUGAGAUGCCGAGAAGUACCAAAAUUGCUAGAAAGCACUUCGGAGAUGACAUACCUCAUUUGGGAGACAUCGAGAGAAAUAUGAGUCUGGCUCUUUUCAUCAGUAACUGGGUGCAAAACGAGAUCAAACCUACCGUGCCCAGUGUCGUGGACAUUAACAUGAUUCAUAUAAAGCCGAAUAAAUUUUUGGAUGGCUCUCCGCAGGGUGUGAUAUAUUUCAGCAUGGGGACAUACGGGAUGACUUACACCGUUACCCAACAGAAAAUGUCAAUCUUCAAAGAAGUAUUCGCAUCCCUGCCAUACAGAGUCAUAUGGAAAACAGACAUGAUACAAGAAAUGCCAAGCAACGUGUUGGCAAAAAAUUGGUUUCCUCAAAACGACAUUCUAGCCCAUCCCAACGUGAAAGCUUUUAUAACGCAAGGGGGUUCGCAUUCGAUUGAAGAAGCCAUAUUUAACGCCAUACCUUUGGUGGUUUUUCCGGUGGUGAUAGACCAAGAGCAGAAUGCCAAACGAAUUGUGCACAAGGGGAUGGGGCUCAACCUUGAUAUAAUGGAGGUUUCGAAUAGAACUUUGAGAGAGAGUAUUGUUGAAGUUGCAGAAAAUAAAAGGUACAAAAAAACAGCUUUAAAAUUAAGCAAAAUUCUUAAGGAUCAGCCUAUGAUGGGCGUGGAAAAAGCUGUUUGGUGGGUUGAAUACGUCAUAAGACACAAUGGGGCACAUCAUUUGAGAAGCGGUUUUGUUGAUAUGCCGUUUUAUCAAUACUAUUUAUUGGAUGUUAUGGGAUUUAUCUUAUUAAGUACAUUAUUGUUUAUAAUUGGGGUCUACAAACUAAUGAACUUUUUUGUAAAUGAAAGAAUUGCAAAUAAACUUAAGACUCAAUAA
Molecule: messenger RNA, 1556 nt
Organism: Brassicogethes aeneus
Lineage: Eukaryota; Metazoa; Arthropoda; Insecta; Coleoptera; Nitidulidae
Source: the annotation of a GenBank genome assembly